AUGGUGUUUUCUCCCCUCAAAAGAGCUGAUGCAGUAUGUUUGUGUUACCUUGUCUUGUUUUAUAAUAGGUCACCAUUAACUAUCUAUUGGGAAACUUGGGAAAAGAUUAUUCAAAUGGCAUAUGCCAUCUCUGAGUCUGAUGCUGCCAUGGCUCCAAAAGUAAAGGAUGGAGAUGAUCCAUAUGUCAAGGAGAUGUUCCUGAGGGGAAGAAAAUAUUACCUCUAUGUUCACAGUUACUUGCGCUAUGGUUUACUAGCUGCUCGUGCAGAGAUUUUAAAGGUUUCCGGUGAUGCUGAAAACCCGUGUAUCUUAUCUGGCUAUGAUGGAUCUUACAACUAUGGAGGAAAGAAAUAUAAGGCAUCGUCCUCUGGAGCAAGCUUAAAUGAAUGCAAAAGCGUCGCUCUCAAGGCUCUCAAAGUCAACGAGUCAUCGUGUACACAUAUGAAGUGCACUUUUGGCGGGAUAUGGAAUGGUGGAGGUGGGGAUGGACAGAAAAACCUCUUUGUUGCCUCAUUUUUCUUUGACCGGGCUGCUGAGGCUGGUUUUGCUGAUCCAAACAAACCAGUUGCAAUAGUUCAUCCUAUGGAUUUUGAAGAAGCUGCCAAGCAGGCUUGUCAAACGAAAUUCAAGAAUGCCAAAUCCACUUAUCCACGAGUUGAAGAGGGGAACCUUCCAUAUCUUUGCAUGGAUCUUGUUUAUCAGUGUACAUUGCUUGUUGAUGGGUUUGGCAUAUAUCCCUGGCAAGAGAUUACAUUGGUAAAGAAAGUUAAAUACGAAGAUGCCCUUGUUGAGGCAGCUUGGCCGCUAGGAAGUGCCAUUGAAGCUGUAUCGGCUACAUAA
Molecule: messenger RNA, 840 nt
Organism: Lathyrus sativus (Indian pea)
Lineage: Eukaryota; Viridiplantae; Streptophyta; Magnoliopsida; Fabales; Fabaceae
Source: the annotation of a GenBank genome assembly